Molecule: messenger RNA, 1840 nt
Organism: Orycteropus afer afer
Lineage: Eukaryota; Metazoa; Chordata; Mammalia; Tubulidentata; Orycteropodidae
Gene: PBX1
Product: PBX homeobox 1
Biological process (GO): eye development; brain development; neuron development
Cellular component (GO): nucleus
Molecular function (GO): RNA polymerase II cis-regulatory region sequence-specific DNA binding; DNA-binding transcription factor activity, RNA polymerase II-specific
Source: RefSeq, a predicted model, not a curated record
CUUUUGGUCUUCUUUUUCCCCCUUCCCUGCUUAUCCUGAAAAGGAUUUGAAGACAGCUUGAAGGAUAAAAAGCCUUGGUGCUUCCCAGGAGCCGAGCCGAGGAGCAGAAGAGGAAGAGCCGGGGGCUGCCGUUGCCUUUGGAGAUGGACGAGCAGCCCAGGCUGAUGCAUUCCCAUGCUGGGGUCGGGAUGGCCGGACACCCCGGCCUGUCCCAGCACUUACAGGAUGGGGCCGGAGGGACCGAGGGGGAGGGCGGGAGGAAGCAGGACAUUGGAGACAUUUUACAGCAAAUUAUGACCAUCACAGACCAGAGUUUGGAUGAGGCGCAGGCCAGAAAACAUGCUUUAAACUGCCACAGAAUGAAGCCUGCCUUGUUUAAUGUGUUGUGUGAAAUCAAAGAGAAAACAGUUUUGAGUAUCCGAGGAGCCCAGGAAGAAGAGCCGACAGACCCCCAGCUGAUGCGGCUGGACAACAUGCUGUUAGCAGAAGGGGUCGCUGGCCCCGAGAAGGGCGGAGGAUCUGCAGCUGCAGCCGCGGCGGCGGCAGCUUCCGGAGGAGCAGGUUCAGACAACUCAGUGGAGCAUUCCGAUUACAGAGCCAAACUCUCACAGAUCAGACAAAUCUACCACACAGAGCUGGAGAAAUAUGAGCAGGCAUGCAAUGAGUUCACCACCCAUGUGAUGAAUCUCCUGCGAGAGCAAAGCCGGACCAGGCCCAUCUCCCCAAAGGAGAUCGAGCGGAUGGUCAGUAUCAUCCACCGCAAGUUCAGCUCCAUCCAGAUGCAACUCAAGCAGAGCACGUGUGAGGCUGUCAUGAUCCUGCGUUCCCGGUUCCUGGAUGCACGGCGGAAGAGGCGGAAUUUCAACAAGCAAGCUACAGAAAUCCUGAAUGAAUAUUUCUAUUCCCAUCUCAGCAACCCUUACCCCAGUGAGGAAGCCAAAGAGGAGUUAGCCAAGAAGUGUGGCAUCACAGUCUCCCAGGUAUCAAACUGGUUUGGAAAUAAGCGAAUCCGGUACAAGAAGAACAUAGGUAAAUUUCAAGAGGAAGCCAAUAUUUAUGCUGCCAAAACGGCUGUCACUGCUACCAAUGUGUCAGCCCAUGGAAGCCAAGCUAAUUCACCCUCAACUCCCAACUCAGCUGGUUCUUCCAGUUCUUUUAACAUGUCAAACUCUGGAGAUUUGUUCAUGAGCGUGCAGUCACUCAAUGGGGAUUCUUACCAAGGGGCCCAGGUUGGAGCCAACGUGCAAUCACAGGUGGAUACCCUUCGCCAUGUUAUCAGCCAGACAGGAGGAUACAGUGACGGACUCGCAGCCAGUCAGAUGUACAGUCCGCAGGGCAUCAGUGCUAAUGGAGGUUGGCAGGAUGCUACUACCCCUUCAUCAGUGACCUCCCCUACAGAAGGCCCUGGCAGUGUUCACUCUGAUACCUCCAACUGAUCUCCCCGCAAUCGCAUCCCGGCUGACCCUGUGCCCCAGUCGGGGCAGGGGCAGGAGGGAGGGUUUCUCUCCCAACGCUGAAGCGGUCAGACUGGAGGUCGAAGCAAUCAGCAAACACAAUAAGAGUCUCCUUCUCUUCUCUUCUUUGGGAUGCUAUUUCAGCCAAUCUGGACACUUCUUUAUACUCUCUUCCUCCCUUUUUUUUUUUUUUUCUGGGUAGAAGCCACCCUUCCCCUGCCUCCAGCUCUCAGCUUGGUUUUGACAUCUCCCGGCCCCUUCCCUAUGUCUUAGACUUCCUGGGUCCCUGCCCUCUAUUACGUAAUGGAAGGAUAUUUUCAACAAUUAGAGGAAUUUAAAGAGGAAAAACAAUGACAAAGAAAAUAAUAAAAGUGUUUGUAUGUUUU